GCAGUGAGGAGGAGCGGCGACGGCCGGAGAAACGGCGAGAGCGCGAGCCAUCUUCUUCGGGUGACGAGGCUCGCCGAGCUCGCGAGCGGAAGGUCAAGCCUGCCGAGAAGGAGAAGGAGAAGGUUCCGGAGGAGAAGCCGAAGAAAUCGAAGGCUCCGGAGGAAGAGCCACCAAAGAAGGUGGCGAAGGUAACGGAGGAAAAGCCGAAGAAGCCCAAGACCACCGAGGCAGAGGAGAAGCCGAAGAAGUCGAAGGCACCCGAGGAUCCUCCAAAGAAGGCGCCGAAGGUGGCCGAGGAGCCAAAGAAACCCGAGAAGGCGCCCGCCACCAAAGCAUCCACCAAGGCCGCCGAAGAGCCCAAGAAGACCUCCAAGGUCGCCGAAGAGCCCAAGAAAAGCUCCAAGGCAGCCGAGGAGCCCAAGAAGACUAAGGCUGCAGAAGAGCCCAAGAAGACAUCCAAGGCGGCGGAGGAGAAGCCCAAGAAGCCGAAGGCACCUGAGGAGGAGCCACCCAAGAAGACGACGAAGGCGGAGACUGAAGGAGCUUCCCUGGGCAGCCAGAAGUGUCUGCAGGCCACGGAAGGCAAGCCCAAGAAAUCCAAGGCGCCAGAGGCGGCAGACGACAAGCCGAAGAAGUCGAAAGCACCCGAGGAAGUGCCGAAGAAAGCAAGCAAGGUGGCAGAUGCGGCGAAGAAGCCCGAGAAGGAGAAGGAAAAGGCGACCGAGACGAAGAAGACGACCAAGGCGGCUGGGGAGACCAAGAAGACAACGAAGGCCCCUGCGAGCAAGGAGUCCAAGAAGAGGGAGGCGCCUGCAGAGGAGCCUCCGAAGGCCGCCGAGGAAGAGAAGCCGAAGAAGAAAAAGAAGCCCGCGGAG
Messenger RNA from Symbiodinium sp. CCMP2456, 875 nucleotides. The record is from the annotation of a GenBank genome assembly. NCBI's taxonomy places the organism in Eukaryota, Dinophyceae, Suessiales, Symbiodiniaceae.